CAGGAGCGAGACGGGGGUAGGGGCGGCUUGACGGGGUGGGCGUGGCCAGCGCGGCGACAGUGGCGGUUUAACGGAGGCGCCUGCUGUCUCCGCAGGCAGCUGCACAGCUUGAAUGUUGAGGAAGAAUGAAGAGCGAUGCACAGAAGAUGGCUAAAGUUUAGCGGUUUAGACUGCACAUAACGAAACCAUGUUUGAAAUAUGCACUGCAGUCAAAAGAUAUUGUUUUGCUGAGCCCUUUGAAGCGGACAGGCAUGCUUACAUACAUGAGUGUAGCCCUGAAGUUAAACUGUGAAGUUGUUCUAGAGAAUUAAACUCUCAACAAGACUAGUUCCAGUGGAUGGCCUAAAACCAUGUCCUUGUCUCGUGUUGAAAAUCCUUGUUUUCUGCUCUUCCUAGCUGUCUUUCAAGCAAUAUUUAUCCUGAUUUUGUACCGAGGUGGAGCAUCGAGUGUAUUUCGAGGAUUUUUAGAUGCUCCUCAGCCUUGGGAUUACUCAAAAACACAGGAUGUGUAUACAAAUCUCAGCUUGUUCACCCGAGCUCCUAAUGAAGAAACUAUGCCAUAUUGCACAGCCCAGUCACCAAUAUUUGUUGGUCCAUUAACCAUCACCUUUAAUACAUUCCCUAGUGAAAGAAUGAUAAUAAAAAAAAAUCCCUUUGUUCGGUUUGGAGGCUGCUACAGCCCUCCUCACUGCCUGGCUCGCUACAAAUCAGCCAUCAUUGUACCACACAAGAACCAGGAGAAGCACCUGCGAUACCUUCUCUAUUAUCUUCAUCCCUUCCUACAGCGCCAACAGCUUCAAUAUGGCAUCUACUUGAUUCACCAGGCUGGGAAUGCUACUUUUAACCGAGCCAAGCUCCUUAAUGUUGGUAUCCGGGAAGCCAUGAAGGAUGAGGACUGGGACUGUCUGCUCCUGCAUGACGUGGACCUCAUUCCUGAAAAUGAUUAUAACCUCUACGUCUGUGAUGAAUACUACCCCAAACAUAUUGCCAGUGCCAUAGACAAAUUCCAGUACAGUUUGCCAUAUUGGUCCUUUUUUGGAGGUGUCUCUGCUUUGACUCCAGAGCAUUACAUGAAGAUAAAUGGGUUUCCAAACACCUACUGGGGCAGUCGUGGUGAAGACGAUGACAUUGCUGCAAGGAUUCAGUUAGCAGGAAUGAAAAUAGUCAGGACCUCUAUUCAUCUUGGACGCUACAAAAUGGUGGAUCUUGAGCAACACAAAGGGAGUGAAGAGUACCCAAUAAGGCCUGCUCCACUGCAUAACACCAAAAAAACAUGGAAGGAUGAUGGAAUGAAUUCUGUAGAGUUCAAACUCCUUUCAAGAAAGAAGCACCUUCUUUAUACCAACAUCACUGUGGACAUUGGGAAUGCUCCUACGCUGCCUCCAGAGGGUAAAAACAAAGAGAAGAGAGCUUGAGUAUUGGUGCAGCACCUGGAAAUUGUACAACACAGGAGGUGCCAGCCUAUUGUUAAUCAGGAAUCAGAGGUCUACAAAGAUUGAAGAAUUAUUUCCUGCUGUGGGCGUCACCUUUCCUCCAAACAUGCAAGGGUUAAAAGAGAAGUCUUCAGGAAUGAGGCAUGACAGCUAUUAGACUGGAUUCAGUUUAUUGUAGAGAACCCUUUUUAAGCACUGUAAAAUGUGAUGCUUACUGAGCCCUUUACACACCUCCACCCACCCACCCACCUCUGUUGCAGCCUUGAUGAGUUCAUCCUUAUUCAUCACCAGGCAAAUCCAUUCUAAUCUGCGUAUUCUUAAAUCAGUUUCACCCAUUAGCUGGAUAGUUGGUUGAAUGCCAGCUAGGUAACUUCUGCAUAUCCUCCUGCUUACUAUUUUAAAAUGGUAAUUGGGUUAAAGCCACUCUGAGGAGGUGUUUCAUCUUUUGUUUGAAAGAAACCUCAGUCCCAUCUCACUGGUAAAGAGAUUCUCUAGUUGCAGUCUUUCUUGAAAUAAGUUUUCUUUGGUGUUAAAUAUUUCCCUUUCCAACUAUUACAUUUUUUUUGUAAAUAUUCUUCAGGAAGUUUAAAUAUAAGAUUUUGAAAGUUAAUAGCCCUCUUAUGGUUCCUGUUUUAUGUGACCACUUGCAAUGUACAUGAGCUUCUCCACAGGAAGUCUAGCGGCUUGGUAUAGCAAAGUCUUGUCUAGUCAUAAGUAGAGCAGGAACUUGAAUAUCGGCUUCCUGCAUAAAUUUUUGUGUGUGUGUGUCUGCCUGCCAGUGCUGAUCUAAUUUAUAAAUCUAGUCACUUAGAACACUACUAAAAAAAACUCAGCAUGGGACUGGUAGAAAUAACACUCCAUGUUUCUAUAAGAGCUAGAAAAGGGUUACUUUAAACAUAAGUUACCAGUCUCCCCUCAGCUGCAGGAAUUGGUAGGGCCCUACCAAAUUCAUGGUCUAUUUUGGUCAUUUUUAGAGUCAUAAGAUUUUUAAAACUGUAAAUUUCAUGAUUUCAACUAUGUAAAUCUGAAAUUUCACAGUGUUGUAAUUGUAAGGAUCCUGACCCCUAAAGGAGUUGCGGGGAGGUCACAAGGUUAUGGAAGGGGGGGUUGCAGAACUGCCAACCUUACUUCUGCGCUGCUGUUGGCAGUGACACUGCCUUGAGAGCUGGACCCUGAAGUUCUCAUCCAUUGAGAAGAAUUCUGGAGAAAUAUGAAUAAAAGGAGAGUUCAGUCUCCACAGCCAAUUCAGUCCUUGGCCUAGCCUUGAGCCUGCAAUAAAGGGGGAACCAUCACUUUUGUGACACAGAUACUUCUCCAUUGAGUGUGUGAACUCUCAGCUAGUUCUACAACAGGUGCCAGUUCUUAAUGCUUUAGUAACUAAUCUUGGGCUAACACCCUAGUUAAAGGCCUGUGUCUUCCCCCUUUACCAGUCCUUUCAGCCAUCCAGUGGGCCAUCUCUUCAGUUUCUACAGAACAUGUGAGACAGCUAAUGCAUUUCACUACCUUUUCCUCUGUGUCACUGUGACCACAGAACCAGCCAUUUAUUCUUAGCUGACUGCAAGCAAGCUUUGUCAUAAAUCUAAAGAAGUCAUUUUGCUCCUAUUGUAUUUCUAAUACGGUUACAUCUUUUAAGCAACUGAAGCUAUUCAAACAGUCCCCUACUCCUUCUGUGUGUUAUCUGGAGGUCACACUGCUAAAUGUGUUAAUCCCUUUAGGGGAAGAGGACUAAUCCAUUGCUAAACAGCUGUGGGGUGACCCUCAGGACUAGCCAAUAAUAAAGUUUAAUUAGACCAGUCAGUCCCUUGGGUUGUUGAAGUUUUUUAAACUUCCAGCUAAGGUAAGCCCCCUAUCUUUCAUUUCACACUGCCUUCCAUUCUGGAUGCUUUCUGUUUUAGGAUGGGGAAAGGAAAAAUUUUCCAUGUUAACAAGGAAAAAUUACUUAGUCUUAAUGGGAAUAAGAAUACUGAUUGUAGUACUGAGUUGUCUUCUUUCUCGUGGGGUAAAAGAGAAGCGGUUGAAGCUGGACUUUGUACCCCAUCCCGAUAGAUUACAUUAAUUUCUAAAAGGCCCCCUCUCAAUACAGUUGCAGUAAACCACCACUUAGUUGUCCUGUCCUGUUUCUUAAUACAAAUUGAAUUUCCCCCCUACCCCCUAAACAAGUCAGAAGUACACACACACAGGCUUUGUAUUGUGUCCUGACAAUCAGUGGACUGGCAGUCUCAGGGGAAGGCCCUAUUUUUUUAUUUCCUUUCCCCUAGCAGGGUCUGAGUCUGCACACAUUAGGAUUAAAAGCCUCAAUGUCCCACCUAUUUCUAUUUGCUCUUUCUCUAUGCCUUACCAAGCUGUUCUAGUUUAUGUCCUCUGCCUAUUAAAACAGAAUUUAUCACUAACCAACUUCUCAAAUGCAUCCAGAAACUACUAGACAGAGCAUAAGUUCUGGCAUGCACAACCAGUUGAGGAAUACUAUUAAUAAAGACGACUGUCUUCUGCA
Gopherus evgoodei (Goodes thornscrub tortoise) is the source of this 3924-nucleotide messenger RNA. RefSeq names its product beta-1,4-galactosyltransferase 3-like. The record is from RefSeq and is a predicted model, not a curated record. Bases 351 to 1415 code for a protein of 354 amino acids. Gene Ontology annotation, molecular function: glycosyltransferase activity. The transcript has 7 exons. NCBI's taxonomy places the organism in Eukaryota, Metazoa, Chordata, Testudines, Testudinidae. Gene Ontology annotation, biological process: carbohydrate metabolic process.